GUUCGUCUUUACCCAGUUACGCCGCACGCUCUUCUUCCUGUAUUAUGUUUGGUGCAGCGGCUGGGGUUAAGCGCGCUCGCAAAAACUCUUAAAAUAUGCUGGAAAUGAAGUGACUCGUAUCAAAAAGAAGACGAUGAUGUACGGUCACGUCUUGUAGGAGUAGCGUCCUGUGGCAGUGGUUUGCGAUUUAGACUCCAACGCUGGUGUUCCCAUUAGCUAAGCUACAUGUUACAAGUACAAGGAGUCUGUAUCGGCAGCUGCUAGUACUGAUUAACCUAGGGCAGAGAGAUAACUGGAUUACAAGACGGAAAGAACCUGGUCUUUCCAAAAUGUCGUGGUUCAACCAUGUUGAUCAAGCCUCACUUCAGCAGCAACAAACGCAACACACUGACGGACACAGACUGAAUGACAACCCCGGAUUCAGAGGUCCAACUGGAGGACCACCAUUCAUGGCAUCACAACAUUGGACAGGCUUCCCCGGCACCCCCAGCACGGAUGACUUCCCUUCAGCUCCACAGGGUGUAGUCAAUCCUCCAAGUCUCGAGAAGCUUUCCUGUGCUUCACCCAGUGCAGGUCAGGUGGGAGACCCGGAGCCCAUCUCCUAUGUGAGUCUCCAGGAGCAGCGGUGUGUCCUGAGCUGGUUUAAGGGUUGGAGCUCCACUCAGAGGGAGAGGUUCCUGCAGGAUCUCCUGGGAAAAGCUGUACCUGGGAAAGUGUGCACCCUCCUAGAUUCACUCAGUACCCUUCAGGUACUUUCUCUGCCUUUUAAGCAGAGUUGUUUAAUGUUUGUAUAUGUUAUACAGUUGUGUUGUGUUGUAUGAUGUACUCUGAUUGGUCAUUACAUAGCUACAGUUUAUAGCACGGCUCUGUUAUUUUUAGAUAGCAGACCAGUUUUAUCACAAAGAAUCUGUUGCAAAGCAGCUCAAAUCACAGACUAAAGAUAACUAAUAUAACUAACACAAGUUACACAAUUUUGUUGAUGGUGAAGUAGGUGACCAUACCUGCAUGAUAAGUGAUGGAGACAGUCUUUCUUGACUAGGGUGGCCAAACUGGGGCACUGACUUUUGAAGUUUUUCACCUUGAAUGACUCCUAUUUUCACUUAAAAUAAGAAAAAAAAAGGUUAAAGAUGUCCCUUCAUAAACACCACGUAUCCUAUACAGUUUACCACUCAGUGUUUUCUCCAUAUGAAGUCUCCAGUUUUGUAGAAAUUCUGCAGUUCCUUGAAUGGACACAUCAGGCUGGCGCAAAAGAAAUCACUGUUAAUGCCCAACUAUAAGGCUAGGGUAUUAGUUAUUGUACAUUUUCACAACAUAAUACAAUACAGGAACUUUAUUGAUCCCCAAAGGGAAAUUCAUUUCUAAGGGGCACAGCUGGGCUCGGUAACAGGUGGCCUGUUGGAGCUGUUUGUCAGGUAGCUAAAACCCCUCUUUCCUUGUGUCAAGGCUGAGGAAAAGUACAGGUGUCAAAAUCUACAAUUUGACUCCAUAACAUGAGGCUUUAAAUGCCUCUUUGAAAACCACUGGGUGAUGUAUAGGAUAAGUCUGUGUUUCAUUCAGUUUAUUUAUUUUCUGCACUUCCUCCACAGGUCUCCUCUCAUGUCUUUUAAACAAUCAUCAAAUUAACCAGAUUCAAAUCAAGCCUUUGGCAGGUUUUCACCACAUGAGUCUUGUGGCUAUAAAAUAUUACGACAAUGAUAUUAUUGAAAUAUUUAUGGAAAACUUGAAAUUUGAAACACAACAAAAAGCAACAUGAUGUAUGCACAAAUAAAUAUUAUGUCCAUAAAUGUGACUGAUGAACACAGAUAACUCAUGUUGUCAUUAUUUCCAAUUAUCUUAAAAUUUAUGAUUUAUCUUCAUCCGUGGCGUGUAACUGGAACUUUUUUAGAGAAGACAUCGCCUCAUAAACAAUUGUUUGGCAUGCUUUUAUUUAGACAUGUUUUCUGUCUUGCAUUUUGGUUGCUUUAUUUCCUGCAUUGUAAAACCAUGGUUUUAUUUCAAAGUAAGUUGUGGGACUGAAUGAUAACAGUAAAGUACAGGAAGUAUACAAUUUCAAUUAAUUAGCGUAUCGAAGAGGCACAAGUUCCAACACUGCAUUUGGAUUUAUAAAAAAAUAAUGCAAUUAUAAUUUUUUUUAUAACUGUGAAGUAUUGCUCAGGGAGCUGCUUUAAGCUAGUUCACAGGCAGUCAGCUGUUACAUCUUCAUCUCGCCUCUGUUUUGUGAUGUGUGGGUACCAGCGUAAAGGAACUCAGGCUAUGACAUUUUCCUUAUGUUAAGCAUCGUAUAAUUUUUAAAUAUUUUGAUAAAGAUGGUUACCAUCAAUCUCAGUAACCAAUUUCACCUUACUUUAUAUCCCUAAUUGUUGCACUCUCUCCCUCUUUCUUUGUAUUCUGACCAGGUAAAAGACAGACUACCAAACAUCUUUGAAUGCCAGCUGCGCCUGUGGACCCAGUGGUUCGAGUCUUGGGGAGAAGAGGAGAGGAACCAUUUUCUUCACAUGCUGGAGGAGUGGGACCCAGUUUUUGUUGCUCACUUUUACAGAUGUGUAGCUGGCACAGCAGGAAGAGACUGAGCAAUGUUUACACUUUGAUAGGGUGAAGAUAAAACAAUGUGUUUCGUCAGGUCAUAAGAUGUGGGUAAUGUGCUAAGACUGAAGAUAGUUCUCUUGCAGGAGAUGUUGGUGUGAAUGUGAUGGACCACAUGAACAGGGUAGCCAUAAGGUCAGAUUGUGAAUCUCCAGUGCUAUUUUACUUUUAUUCUGCUGGGUUUCAGGUUCAAUUGCAUACAUGUCAGUGCUUUCACAUUGAUCAGCAACUGAAAAGACAAUAAACUGUUAAAAUCUGGAGAGUCUAAGUACUUACACUGUGACAUUGUAGCAUAAAGCAUUAAACCACCUCCUAGCUAAUGAAGCUGUAAAAUUGGGUUUUAACUUAAAAUGUGAUAUUUUCUGUCAUAUCCCAUUAAUCCUGUGUUAAACUGUGAUGUUAUUAUUCAGUGUUAGCUUGGUGGUGUUCAAAUGCUAACAGAAACCUUGUAAGAUGAGUUUUCAUGAGCUCUCAAUAUGCAUAUUUUUUUUGUUACUGUAGUUUGGUCUCAGAAUUUCAGCAGUUUUCUUCCAUUUACGUUGGCAUUAAUUUGGAAGCUAUCAAUCACCAACACCAAAAUAUCCUAUGUGCACAUAACUUUUAACCAGGAGGACUUCAAUUUAACCUAAAAAACAGCUGUCUGGGUUUCCCACAUCAACCAAGACAUGAAAUGAUUGGCAUUCAUUGUUUUUUUGUAAAAACAGAGGCAUCUAGCCUAGCAGUUUUAGCACCCCACAUGUUAAGGCUUUAGUCCCCAUGCAGUAGUUGCUGAUUUGAGUCCUAGCCUCGACCCUGUGCUGCAUGUCUUCCCCAGCUCUCCCCUCCCCAUAUUUCCCGUCUCUCUUAAUCAGUCCUGUCAUUUAAAGGCAAAAAUGCCCCAAAAUAUAACUUAAAAAAAAAGAUACAUCAUUCAGUAAAAGCUGCUUCUGAUCUGUUCUUUUAACUGGCCCCACAAUGAUAAAGUCAUUCGUUCCAGUUCUUUCAAAAUAACUCAGAAUAUCUUGCUCGAUGCUCCUGUUAUGGCAUUGUGCCAUUGGGGUUUGAAACUAAUUGAAGAUUAUUGCUCUUUUUUUUUACUGGGCUUAUUGGGUUUAUACCCAAAAUUUGGAUUCCUUUUUUAAAAUCCCCCAAAAAACAAAAUAAAAGAAUUGUUGUUUAUUUGUUGUCAUGUUAAUGUCUGAAUAAUCCAGCAGCAGAAAUAAUAAGUAUUUGAGAGAAUGACUCUGCUGUCACAGAGAUUUUUCAAGACUACCUCUUUGGAGGUCAUAAAUGCCAUACGUAGUGAAGAUUUUACACAUAAAACAUGAAUUUUCUUUCUUCUAUUCCAACCAGUCAACUGAUCCAGGAGUAUGUAACACCAUUGGAGUCUGACUUUCAACAUCCUCAACACAAAAACCGAUGAAUGGGAAGACUUUGCCUGAAAAUUUUUGACUCACAAAAGAGUAUAUAUGAGACCUGGCCUCGGGGUCAAAAAAUGAGAUCUGUCCCUCUUUAUAGUCCAGCAAAAUACCAAGUGAAAGAGGCCUCGUCUGAAGAGGAAGACGAACAUUUAAUCUGUCCUUAGCUAUGUACUGACCCUGCCUGUCCUGGAUUAUGGUCCAGUAACCAUUUGAAGGCCUGAAUUUUAUUGUCCCCCUUCUUUUAGCUGAUUCACUGGCCAUCCCAAUGUGGUAACAAAGUCUCCCAGCCACAGAAACCUCCCAGUAAUGCCUGCCAGAUGAGAAACCAGUAGAGCCCAGGACAGCCAGAGAGACGUCGUAUCGGCCUGGUUGAUCAGCCACAUCUUGAUUUUCCGCAUCAAUGUUCAAUUCAGUGUUGUUUCGAGACAGAAUGAUUCUUUUGUGUGCUGUGUCUGGAUCCAUGUUUAUCGUCUCUGUAAACACAGAAAUGGCACAUGGACUGAUCAUUGAAGCAUUUGGUCAAAACUGAAAUGGCAAAGGCUUAGCAAUCUAAAUUUUAAUCGUAUUUUAGGGUUUUUUGCCAAAACACGGCUCUAAACUACAUUAGUAAAAUGUAACUGCCUGACAUCUUUUGUUGGACCCUCCAUAUCCAACUAACUAUCUGGUGGUCUUCUCGUGUAGCAGGCUAAAAAUAAGCCAGAAUUGUUUCAUAUUCUUGCAGGCAAAGGGUUAGUUUUACAGAGUUAAAAGAGCUUGGUUUGUGAAAAGCACAAUGAGUUUCAUUCUAAACAUACUGAGUUAAAGAUCAGACAAUUCCCAAGAGACUAAUUUACUUACAAGCAAACUUUUAUUUUUGUUGCCACUAGCCAAAGCCUACUUUUCAGACAUGUAGGCUUGAUCAAACUUUGUAUACAGUCCAUCAUAGUACUAACUUGAGUAAGUAGCUCUAAUGUGUAAAGUUCAGAGUGCCCCUUCAAAGUUAAGCAUACUGCUCCAACUAUACUGUAUUUCUCUCUCUCAGACUCUACCUCACCAAGCCUGCAGUUUACAGUGUUUGAUAAAGAGUGUCUGUUAUUGGUCAUCGAGUUAGAAAAUUACAUUUAUUUAGCAGAAGUGAAAUGAAUGAACAUCGAAGAAAUUUCAGCCAGAGAAUUUGAGAAAUAUCUUAUAAACUCACCUCCAUGGAUCAUAUUUUCCAACACACCUGCCACUUUCUCCCUCAGUCCUGAAAAGAUAGAAAGAUCACAGAUAAAAAUUAACUCUAUAUCAACUUGUUCUGUUCUGUCUGCUUUAAAAAUCUGCAAUCAUUGAACAGACUUUCAAAAAACCACCCCUAGACCCUGAUGCAUUAAAAAUUUUUAGACCUAUUUCCAACCUGCCAUUCCUCUCCAAGGUUCCAAAAAAGUGGUUGCAAAUCAGUUAAUGACACACCUGAUUAGUAAUUCACCUUUGAAGACUUUUCGCUAGACCACACCACAGAGACUGCUCUGCUUAGAGUAAUAAAUGAUUUACUGAUGGCUGCAGAAAGUGGUAAAUCUUUGAUUUUAGUCCUUUCAGACUUAAGUGCUGCAUUUAAUACUGUUGACCAUUUGAUUCUGCUUCAACGUCUUGAACUCUGGGUUGAUGUCUCUGGAUCAGCUUUGAAUGGUUUUAUUUUUAUUGAACAGGGAGGUCUUUUAGUGUUGUCAUUACCAACUCACUGUCAUCCAGUGCUAAUUGGUCUUGUGGGGUGCCUCAGGGGUCAGUUCUGGGUCCAUUCCUGUUUUUAAUUUAUAUGUUGCCCCUUGGACAUGUAAGCCAUAGACACUGCAUUGAUUUUCACUUUUAUGCUGAUGAAACCCAGCUUCAUCUCUCUUUUGGCUAUGACAACCCAUAUCACAUCUCCUUACUUUCUAACCAACCUUAAAAACUGGAUGGCCCACAGGAUUCUCCAGCCAAACAUGAACACCACAAAGGAAAUCAUAACUGGCCUAGACACUGCACACACCCAUAUCACUGAACAUGUAGAGCCUCUCUCAGCAGACAUUUUUGACAGCUGCAAAACUUUUGGAGUCAUUUUGAUAACAACCUCAAUCUGGAGAAGCAUGUCAAAUUCAUUGGUUCAAUCAUGUUUUUAUGGCUCAGGAGACUUUCCAAAAUAAGUCAUUUGCUUUCCUGAGAACACCUUGACACAAUCAUAUAUGUCUUCAUCUCCUCUCGCCUGGACUACUGUAAGUCCCCAGAUUCCUGUCUACCACAGCAGAGACUUAAACUAUAACUAGUCCAUUCACAAGCUCCCGGUUAAUCUUUGUGUUGAUUUCAAGAUCUAAAUGAUAACCUUUAAAGCACUAUCCGGAUACGACUUGAAGCACAUUGCUAAUCUCCUCAAACCUUACAAACCUGGUCAUACCCUGAGGUCCUUAGCCAAGGGUCUGCUGGUUAUUCCUCAGUCCGGGCUGAGGACCAAGAGGUACCAAGCUUUUUCUGUUGGGGCUCGCGCUCUCUGGCACAAACUGCCCGAGGAAAUCAGACUGGCAAGUUCCUUAUCCUCUUUUGAAACUUGUUAAAAAAAAACAUUUUUAUAUGUGUGCUCUUACUGGAUAUGAGUUUUAACUCAGCUCUGAGCUCUCAAUUUUGAAUAAAGUCUAAUUUUUUUACACUUAUUUUAUUUAUUUAUUUUAUUAUUAUAAUCAUUAUUACUUUUUUUUUUACUGAUUUUAAAAACUUUUAACAUGGUUUAAUCUUUUAUUGAAUUCUAUAUUAUUCCUAUUGACUGAUUGUUUUGGAAAUGGUAUUCAUGUCUGCUGCUGUAUAUUCUUCCUCUCCUUCUGUUUGAAACUCUGUUUUGAAUAGUGCUAUAUAAAUAAAGUUAUUAUUACUCUGUA
Molecule: messenger RNA, 6847 nt
Organism: Xyrichtys novacula (pearly razorfish)
Lineage: Eukaryota; Metazoa; Chordata; Actinopteri; Labriformes; Labridae
Source: the annotation of a GenBank genome assembly